AUGGCACCCAGUUUGCCCCCCGAAUUGCUUGCCAUAAUAUUAUCCUUUUUCGGUUAUGAUGAGCGCAGUCGAUAUGUUACCGUUUCAAGACAAUGGCAACUCCUAAUUGAACGCCGCGCCUUUCACAAGAUUCAUCUGAAAAGCACAGAUUUGCAGGCAUUCUCGGACAUUUUCGUUGGCCAUCGCCGGGCCCUUCUAGCGGACCUGCGCUACGAUGUAAUUCUCCCAAGCUAUGAUGACCGCCAGCGUGCUAGGUUUGAGAGAACGAAGGACAAGCAGGCGAACAACGAGGUUCUGACAGAAGCUGUUCACGGGCUUUUCUCGGUAUUGGCCUCCUGGGAUGAAGCUAAGGACCACGAAAUAGCGACUUGCGAACAGCGACGGCACAUCUCGUUGAAUCUGAGAGCUUAUUCGUUGACGGACGUUGAUGAGCGUAGACAUGAGCAUGUUUGGCCAGAAAUACGCGACAGCUAUGACUUUGAAGAAUGCGCCCGCUUUAGGCUUCGAUAUAAACACUCGUUUCUGCAGGUUCUGAGAGUUGGCGAACUUCCGGAAGUGACCCAAAUAUCAGACUUCCAGUGCAAUCGUUUGAGUUGGCCGCGACGGAUAGAAGGGUCUUCUCUAGCAGGUGUUGUGGCGAAGUUACCCAACCUGGAGAUUCUCGGCUGGACAAUCAACGACAAUGAGAAGAGAUAUCCGGUAGUACGCCAGCAGCAUCGCUUUGAUUUUGCACAGUCUCUACAGCAUAUCACCCUGCAUCAUCUCAGAAAGAUCGAGCUGUGCCUCGACACCAGCAAUCCACGCAAUGAUCACCUCAGCUUGCAGAGCGCGCUGCUGCCGUCUUCUCCAUUGGUUGAUCAUCUAAGCUGUGCUCUGCACGUGCUGUCGCAGCUUCCUCGUCUCGAGGAAUUCAGGCUUCUGGAUGAUACCGUCUUCUCGCCCUGCUUCUUCUGGCCGGACGCUGCACCAUCCGACAAUUUGCCCUUCUGGCCAAAUCUACGACACCUGGAAGUAUGGCUAAGCGACACCACUCCCGACGGCGAAUGGCUCUACCUAGGUAAACCAAACGAGGCACAUAACGACGAGUCGAUCGGGGCCGACUUUCUUGCACAGCUGGCGUUCGAGGAAGACGAAGCCGCACACGCGAACGACUCCGAAGAUUCUCAGGUUCCAGAUGCCGUCCACGCGGGACUCGAGCACCAAAUCGACGGCUAUGAGCCCGAGCAACUCUUCCGCACGAUGCUAGACCACCAGAGAAUAAAUCCCAUGCUUAUUGCAAUGGCGCGUGCUGCGACAUGCAUGCCCAAACUGCAGCGGAUGGCGCUAUAUACGGGUGGUGACAACUCGUAUGGAAUGGGGGUGACUUAUCUGGCAGCUGGACAGGAUAUAAACUCAUCCUGGGAAGGGGGAAAGGUGACAGAGUGGUCGCCUGAAUGGGGAGGAGACCUGCUGAGGAAGCGAUGGCAUAUACUCCUUUCGCCAUGCACUGAUUGGGAGGUGCCUUACGAGCUCGAAUGCACCUGGAAAGAAAUGGGGUCGUGGGAUGAUGAGGUUGUCAUCCUGAUUGAUAAAGGAUCGUACCGCGACACCACGCUUUAG
This is a messenger RNA of Endocarpon pusillum Z07020, 1599 nucleotides long. RefSeq lists its product as uncharacterized. Gene Ontology annotation, molecular function: protein binding. The transcript has 2 exons. NCBI's taxonomy places the organism in Eukaryota, Fungi, Ascomycota, Eurotiomycetes, Verrucariales, Verrucariaceae. The record is from RefSeq and is a predicted model, not a curated record. Bases 1 to 1599 code for a protein of 532 amino acids.